UUUUUUUUCUUUGUUAAAUUUUUCCCAUAAGAUUUUUUACUAGCAAGAUUUUAAUAAGGUAUAUUGUUCUAAUAUGUUCGACAUUCAAUGGGGAGUGGUGUAAAUAAAGGGGUGAAUGACCACCAUAUUAAGUGCUAAUUAAAGAGAUUGGAUGUAGGCUUGGGACCCACAUCGAAGACUAUGGAAGGGCCCAAUGGAUCUCUAGCACGGUGGUGGCCAAAGGCCCAAUGGGCCUCUCAGCGUGGACCAUUGGACCCUGGACGGAGCCCAUUUCACCCAUGGGGCUACUUUCAAGUUUCACCAAGCCCUAACCUCAAAACACCACAUCAGUCUCGCCGCCCGCGGAACCACUUCCCCACUUUUUUUUUUACGUUGGCGCCAAAACUUCCCGCCAAACUCUUCCAUCGCCGCGGCCACCGCGAUUUCUAUAUAUAUGUAUGCACGCCAGAUCAACCACACCUUCCAUCUCACCCACGUCUCUGCCACCCUAAAUCUCCCAAUAGCCGCCCAACAGCCAUGGUUGUGCCGCUCGGCCCCGGAAAAUUCUACGGUGGCAGUCUUCCCCGCCCCCGCAUCUACACCGACGUCAAGUUCAACUCUUCCCGGGUUGAUCCGCCUGUACCGGUUCUCGAUCCGUUUCUUUCAUGGGCAGAGGAAGCUCAUUGGUCCAUGGGUGGCCUAAACUUCAAGCGCCACAGACUCCAAGGCCGCAUCGAAGGCAGCAUCAAGAAGCUCCGAGCAGAGCGCGAAAGGCUCAUGAGGAAAGCCAAGAGAGUUGCCAAGGGCUCGCCUCCAAGCAUCGCCGUUAAAAUUGACGAUAGCGUUGGCGGAGAGCGGUUGUCUCCCUCCUCACCUUGUGUUUCGCCUCCUCCGGCUCCUGUGGCAGUGAAGCGGCGGCGUUUUGUGGUGGAUGACGAUGAGGAAGAUGAUGAAGAGGAGUUGGUGCGGCGGAAGCUGGCGAGGAAGCUUGGGGAUGAUUUUGAUAAGGUAGCCCCGGAGAACGUGAAAGGGAAAGGGUUAAUUAGUGCUGAUUCGGCCAAAACUGGGGGAGGUCCAGUGAAUUCGGUGGCGAGGCGGACUCGAAGCCGGAGGUCCGAGGAGCACAACUCUAACGACGGUGUUAUGGAGGUGGUUGAACAGGCGAGAAGGUCAAGCCCUAGGGGUAAGAAAUUGAAGGGAGACGAGAGUAAAGGCAGUGGAGAGAAAAAGGGUUCUCCUACCAGUGGGAUCAGUUCAUCACCCAGAACUUCACCUAGGCUAUCAAAGCGAAAAUCGAGCUAGUUGUGACCUCUGAUAACCAGUUUUCUUCUUUAUUCUAUCAUCUUUAAUGAUCUUAAACAGAAUGAGUACAGGGUCCUGUUUGUGUUUACAUUUUGAAGUUUGUUUCUAGAUCUUCUAAGAAGCACCCAUGUGAGAAAAUGGAAGUUUGAGACACAAUCAGCUUUCAUGGGAAUUCAAACUUUAAUUUUCCCCA
Molecule: messenger RNA, 1474 nt
Organism: Vitis vinifera (wine grape)
Lineage: Eukaryota; Viridiplantae; Streptophyta; Magnoliopsida; Vitales; Vitaceae
Exons: 1
Coding region: 181-1281 (366 amino acids)
Source: RefSeq, a predicted model, not a curated record